GGUAGUAGUUUCGACCGUGCGCGCGUUCGUCCCCGUCCGUGUGCAGUAAAUACUACAGACUUUGGAGUCGCGACUUUUUGUUGAGUUUUUUUUUAUUUAAUGUACGUUCUUUCGCCUCGGAUUGUUUCUUCUUAGUUUUGUUGUUGAUGUUAUUAAUAUUGUUAAAAAAAGCGUAUAGUUGUUGUGGAGAAGUUCGCCAAAAUAUCGACUGCAGCGGUCGCGAAGUUUGACGUACCACUCUGUGUGUUGUGUAUAUUGGCUAUCUACGGAGAAGUUGAAAAGUGCGUGCUGAUUUGAUUCCGCACACGACCGAAACGUGGGGCCUUCGUAACAAGCAAGAGGGAUCAAGAUCCAGAAAGCAGGAACACACCGCGAAGCAAGAUUCCAUCGCGGGUAGUUGGUGUGCUGCAAACGAGUUUCUAGUUUACGCGGGCACGGCUUCCGAGUGAGAGCGGCUGAAAUUUGCGACGUCAACGGCGCGCAUCAUUCGCAUUUCACUGCACACUAAGUUGCACUCGAACAGCCGAAAAAGGAGUUUUUUUUAGCUCGGCGUACACACCAGUUGCAUGCACAGUUGAUAAAAUUCCAUCUUUUAGAGCCAACAACAAUAGGCUAGAAAGCAGUUGUGGCAGUAUUUCAUAUUUGAGUUAUAAGCUUGAAAACUGCGCCGAAAAGUGUGCGAAAAGUGUGCAUAGCGUGAAGAAGAUCCAAGUGUUGUGCAAGUUGUACCAUCAGACAUCGUCACGCGAGCAACGACAUAGUUUCGGUUCUGUUGUCUACGUUCAAAAGUUGUCUGUCACCGAGGGAGUCAUCGAAAAAAAAGUUGGAUCAUCGUAACACGCGCUCGAACAGAGAUAGUGCUAUUCCUGUUGCUGUUGCUGCUGUGAUUGCCGUCACGAAUCGGCCCGGAGCACAAUGAGGCAGUUUAAUCUGGAGGACACGCCACUGACGAUGGCAGCCAUCGUGCGCCGUCGUGCGGAGGCAAUAAAACACAACAGUGAGUGCGAAACGGACGACCAGCGACAUAAUCAAACAUUUCCAUCGCUUAGUUCGGGUACGAUCGUAGCUUCGGACUCUGGUGUGUUCAUGUCGACUUCGGAUAUUGAUAGGACGCACAGUGCCAGUACCAGUACGCAGCAUUUGAGUGCGGUGGAAGAAUACUCGGAGGUGCAGGGACAGAAGCCGACUUACGUAAUCGGAGAAAAGGACGACGAGGAUGAAGUUGAACUAGACGGAGAGGAGGAAGAGGAGGACGCUAUCGAGCUGGAUCAAUCGCUUGAGUGUAAAACUGAUCGGAUGCUGAACAAACGCACUUGCCAGAGUCUACCGGAUGUGAAUAGUCCUCGACCGUGUGCUUUAGCCGCCACCGUAACAGUCUGUGAUAGUAGUAGUGAUAUAGUAGUAGCGCCCAAAAAGGACGAGAUUGAUCACCGGGCUGCAGCAAAACCCAGUGACACCGGUGGCGGUGUGGUGAAGAAGGCUUCCGCACCAGUAGCCGCUGGUUCGGCUAUCCAGAAGCGAUCGAAGAUCGACGAAACCAACCUCCUGCAGGCGUUCAGCAUUGAUCCCAAACUCAUCAACCGGUACGACGGCCUGGAGCACACACUGUACUACAUCGACGAGAAUGGCAGCCCCAAGCUGCGGGAUAGAUUUUCCGUCCAGCAGCAGCUGGCGGAGGAGAAGAAACGACGAAAGAAGGAACGCAAGCUGGAAAAGUUCGCCUCCGAGGGGGACGAGGCGGCGGCACAGUGUACCUGUUUUAGCUUUAGCCGGAUAUCGAGGAAGUUCCGGGAAAUGUGUAAGGAUGGUUCAAAAGUGACAACGGUUGUGGCAACAGCCGGCCAGGGACCAGACAGACCACAGGAGGUAUCAUACACGGAUACGAAGGUGAUCGGCAAUGGAAGCUUCGGGGUCGUCUUCCAGGCGACACUCUGUGAUACGGGCGAGCUAGUUGCAAUCAAAAAGGUGUUACAGGAUAAAAGAUUUAAGAACCGAGAACUACAAAUUAUGCGACGGCUAGAACACUGUAAUAUCGUGAAGCUAAAAUAUUUCUUCUACUCCAGCGGCGAAAAGAAAGACGAAGUUUAUCUCAACCUGGUACUCGAAUAUAUUCCAGAAACCGUUUACAAAGUGGCUCGUUAUUAUGCUAAAAACAAGCAAACGAUACCAAUCAAUUUCAUCAGACUUUAUAUGUACCAGCUGUUUAGAAGUCUUGCUUACAUCCACUCGCUGGGCAUCUGCCAUCGUGAUAUCAAACCCCAGAAUCUGCUUCUGGAUCCGGAUACGGCCGUAUUAAAGCUGUGCGAUUUUGGCAGUGCCAAACAAUUGCUACAGGGCGAACCGAAUGUUUCGUAUAUUUGCUCCCGAUACUACCGGGCACCGGAGUUGAUAUUUGGUGCCAUAAAUUAUACCACGAAAAUUGAUGUCUGGAGUGCGGGAUGCGUAUUAGCCGAACUGCUCCUGGGUCAGCCUAUCUUCCCCGGUGAUUCAGGUGUCGAUCAGUUGGUUGAAAUCAUCAAAGUCCUCGGCACACCAACCCGGGAGCAGAUCAAGGAAAUGAACCCAAACUACACGGAAUUCAAGUUCCCUCAGAUCAAAAGUCAUCCAUGGCAGAAGGUGUUCCGGGCACGUACUCCUCCGGACGCGAUCGCGCUGGUUUCCCGGCUACUCGAAUACACACCGGGCACGCGAAUUACGCCGAUCCAAGCAUGUGCACAUCCGUUCUUCAACGAACUGCGGGAUGGUAACAAGACGCUACCAAGCGGGCGCGAGUUUCCACCACUGUUCAAUUUCACCGAACAAGAGCUAGCAAUUCAGCCGAGCCUGAACCUGAUCCUGAGGCCCCGAAACCCGAACGAUGCGAAAGCCGGUCAGUCGUCCAGUUCCGUUGACGGGGGCAGCAGCGGUGGCAACAGUGCCGGAGCUAACAGUACUGGCGGGGCCAGCAGCAUUAGCAGCAACAACAACGGAGGCAACGGAGGCAGCAGCAAUAGUGGCGCCCCGGUCGACAGCUCCCAGGGUUGCAGCAGCCAGGGAGCGGCCGCCGCUGGCGCACAAUCCCUCGGUGGUGGUGCGGAAGAUAUUACGUCAUCACAGUCCGUAGCCGCAGUGGACAGUAGUUCCAGUCAAGGAGCUAUGGCUCCGGCGGCUACUUCGACGAUGGGUUAGCUUUAAUUCGUACACAUAAAAUAUAAAUAUAUUUUUUAACUUUAAUUAUUAAUUUAAUGCGAGGAUUAAAAAAACAUAGGAGGGUUCCGAAACAAAAGGUGGGAAUAAAAUGCAGUAAUAAUCGUGGAAAAUUUGUUAAAUUACUAGCAAGAAAAAAACAAAACCACACAUUAAUACUAUAGAAGAAUUUAAUAUUUCAGCAGAAGUCAUGCUAAAAGCCACUAAUAGAAGCAAACAGCACCUUGCUACCGUUGAUGCAAGGCAUAAUACCAAUUAGAGCAGUACCGAAAAUUAAGAAGAAAAAAAACACGAUGCAAAUAAUAUUUCAACCAAUAUUAUUCUAAUUGAAGUAAUAUCUAAAUAAAAAUCACAUGCAACACACACACACUCACUCACAUCCCAAUCUAGAGCGGAACAAUACCGAGAGUCACAUUUUCUCCAACAAGUAAAUCAACAAAUAACGAAAAGAAAAAAGUAGUUUCAAUUUGCUAGGUAUAGUUGAAGGUUUAGUUUUUCGUUCUCUUGUGACUGUUGUGCAAACAAAACAAAACAAAACAAACAAAAACAUAUAUAUAAAUAUAUAAACUAAACAGAGAGUUAGGUGGGAUAAUAUCGAAAAUCUUCGGUUAAUGAAGAUUUUUCCGUGUUUAUUAUUAUAACUAUUAAUUUUGUUUUUUCAAGUUUUGACAGCGCCAGCAUGUAUCGUGUUGGGAACCAGUUUAUUUUCGUUUUUUUAUUUAAGCAAAUAAAAAUUGAUGUAUAAUCAAAGAAAUAACACCCGACACCUACGGCGGAAUCGCUGUGAAUUGUACGUGGCAGUGCGUGCGGUUUUUUAGGUCGGUAUAAAAAAUAAAACAAAGCAAAAUGUAUGCGUGCAUUGAUUUCUUACUAAGCUGGCGAACACGAGGCGAACGUUGUAGGUUUAUCUUGUGUAGUAGUGUGGGAAAAUUGUUUAUAUUACUAUUAAUGAAGGAAAAGAAUUAGCCACUAAUUGAAAAAAACACACACACAGAUUACACAAGUACCACUAUUAUAGCAGUCUUUUGAGCAUUGUGAGAUAAGUCAGAUUGUGAAACAAAAAAAAAGUAAAGCGUAAAAUCAGCAUUAUUCAAACUUCUCUUAAUCUUUGAAAUUUGUAAAACAACACACAAACACAAUGGAAGAUAACGGAUAACCCAUUUCGGAGCUACUGUAUGCAUAGCAAGGAAACAUUAGACAUGUAAAGAUUGAAGCUGCUGGAAAUUGUAGGGAAUGGGUUUACCAUCAAUCAAGUUUAAGGCUAUACGAAGAAUGGAAAAACAGUAAAUGGAAAAUACUUAGAAGCAAGCAAGCAUAACUAAAAUAAUCAAACAAUAAAUUAUUUAAAAAGUGCAGAAAAAAAAAUCAAUGAAAACCUUUUUUGUAGUAUAAAGAAAGUAUAUAUAUUAUUGCAUAAGUAAUUUAAAUUUAAAACUAAAAAACUAUAAAAAAAAGAGAAAAAAGCAUACCGUAAUUGAUUAUCCAGCAGAACCGGAACGGACGCGCGCGGACUGUCGAAGCUAGAGCAGUAGUACGACGUUGACGUGCGUUCAAAGCAAGAAAAAAAUAGCCGAAAGUUGUAAUUAGAGCAAAUUGAACCAGAAAUUAACAAUAUCGUUGUCGCUCUUAAGCAGUACAGACGUGAAGUAAGCAAAGCAAACACCGUAAACGGAAACCAUGAAAAUAAUAUUUAACAACACACAGACACACACCCAUAGUAACUGCUACAAUUUUUAGCUAUUAGAUAUUUUAAUCAGCUAGAAAAAAAAGUAAAUAAAGGAAACAAAAAUGUUAAGAGAUUUCGCUGUCAUCUAUAACGGGUUCCAUUUAGUUUCUAUGGUCGUGCUGACAGUAGUCCAAAUGACCGGAACGGUCGUAGGAUAUGUUUUAGAAUUUCGCUCACAUGCAAAUUCAGUUUAGGAAGCAAUGA
This is a messenger RNA of Sabethes cyaneus, 5116 nucleotides long. RefSeq names its product glycogen synthase kinase-3 beta-like. The coding region runs from base 916 to 3168 and encodes 750 amino acids. Gene Ontology annotation, biological process: signal transduction; negative regulation of canonical Wnt signaling pathway; protein phosphorylation. The transcript is spliced from 9 exons. The record is from RefSeq and is a predicted model, not a curated record. Lineage: Eukaryota; Metazoa; Arthropoda; Insecta; Diptera; Culicidae. Gene Ontology annotation, cellular component: axon; cytosol; cytoplasm. Gene Ontology annotation, molecular function: ATP binding; protein serine/threonine kinase activity.